AGGAGAAUAGAAUGAAGGGAGGAAGCAAGAGGAAGACGGAGACGGAGAAGGAGAAGAAGGUAGAAGAUGAAGUGGAACAGAUGUUGCAAGCUGCGCAAGAUCAAAUCCUCUUGAAUCUCUCCCUCAAUUCUCACAUAGCCCGCGCUUCUCCUUCUGCUGCUGAAAAGAACAACGAGGGUGAUUUGGAUCUCGAUCUCGAUCUCGAUCUGGAGCUGGAGCGUCGUUUCCAAGCCCUUAAAAUGAAAUCCAACUCUUCUCUUUCUCAAUCACAAGAUCGGGAACUCGGAGAUAAUCUCUCCGCUCGAUUCUCUGCUCUCAAAGCCAAAUCCUCUUCUGUAGGCCGCACCGUUGCCGCAUCCGAUUCCAACGCCUUAUAUGAUUAUGAUGAAGAAAGCGAAGACGAAGAGUCUCAGGUUCAGAAAUUGAUGGACUGGGCUAAGGAUGCUGCACGUCUUGAUCCUUCUCCACCCUCCGAUGACGACGAUCCACAUCCUUAGAACGUGGAAACCUAUCCAAUCCUAUUUCUACAAUCUCUCAGGUUUAGAGAGGAAUCCUUCUCAUUAAUUACUGUUAGAUGUUCAUACAUACUUUUGUUUUCCCU
This is a messenger RNA of Abrus precatorius (Indian licorice), 601 nucleotides long. RefSeq lists its product as uncharacterized. The transcript has a single exon. Lineage: Eukaryota; Viridiplantae; Streptophyta; Magnoliopsida; Fabales; Fabaceae. The record is from RefSeq and is a predicted model, not a curated record. Bases 12 to 497 code for a protein of 161 amino acids.